AUGUGGAGUGAUUUUGCGGCUGUUGCUAGGUUGAAGAAAUCCUGGGUAGAGUGCACAUUCCAGAAAAGAGACUGCAUUCGGUUUAUUCCGACCAAACAAGAACCUGAAAGGUGCGGUUGCGGAGAACUGCUAGGUGGUCAUACUUUGUCGGCCAGACCGUCGCUGACGUCUCAGGGUCAGGUGACAGAGCUAGAAGAACACUGGUCCAUGUCGCGGCACAGCGAAGUGUCUGCCACUGACGCCUUCGGAACCAUUGAAUUUCACGGUACUUCCCAUCCGCUCAAGGCACAGUACGUGAGGCUGGUGAGCGACACCCGCCCGGAACACGUCCUCCAGCUGUUCACUCGCGAGUGGCAGCUCGAGCUUCCCAAGCUUCUCAUCACCGUGCACGGCGGCAAAGCCAACUUCCACCUCCAGUCCAAGCUCAAGAAGGUCCUAUGCCGUGGACUCGUCAAGGCCGCCAAAACCACAGGGGCUUGGAUCUUCACGGGGGGCACAAAUACAGGUGUGACACGCCACGUGGGUGAAGCUCUGCUAAGCGAACGAACUCCGCAGCUUCGGGGAAGAGUGGUGGCCAUUGGCAUUGCGCCCUGGGGCAUCAUCGAAAACAGGAAGGACCUCAUCGGGGCCAAGAGAGUGGUCCAGUACUACAGCAUCUCGUCGCCCAAAAGCCGCUUCGCGGUCCUCAACCAGCACCAUUCGUACUUCGUCCUCGCCGAUAACGGCACCACGGGAAAGUACGGCGCCGAGAUCGGGCUCCGCAAGAGGCUCGAGAAGCACAUCUCCAGGCAGAAGUUCUAUCACCGUUCCAACGUGCAGUGGUGCGGCAUCCCGGUGGUGUGCGUGAUCGUCGAAGGUGGACUGAACACCGUGCGCACCGUCCUGGAGUACGUCACGGACUUGCCUCCGGUGCCCGUGGUGGUGUGCGACGGCUCGGGUCGCGCAGCCGAUCUCAUCGCUUUCGCACAUCGCUACAUCCCGGAUGACGAUAAACUUCCCGAGGGCUUCCGCGAUCAGCUGAUUACGACCAUCAAGAAGACUUUCCAGAUCCAACAAGAGCAAGCUGAACAGGUCUACGUGGAACUCCUGCAGUCCAUCAAGAAGAAAGAUCUGAUAACGGUGUUCCGAAUGGGAGAGGGCCCCUGCAAGGAACUAGACCAGGCAGUCCUGUCAGCAUUGCUCAAAGGACAGUUCCUUCCACCCGUUGAUCAGCUCAAUCUGGCACUGACCUGGAACCGGGCGGAUCUGGCAAGGUCGGACAUUUUUGUCUACGGACAAGAGUGGGCGCCCGGCGCACUGGAGCAAACCAUGAUGGACGCCCUUACGAUGGAUAGAGUGGAUUUUGUCCAACUCUUGUUAGAAAAUGGAGUCAGCAUGCACAAGUUCUUGACCAUACCGCGUCUGGAAGAGCUCUACUGCACCAAACACGGACCAAGUAACACGUUCCGCUUUCUCGUCAAAGAAGUGCGCAAGAAUCUUCCAUCCGGGUACCGAUACACACUGUACGACAUCGGAUUGGUUGUGGAGAAGCUGAUGGGCGGAGCCUAUCGGUCAGCCUACUGUCGACGAAAAUUCAGAAACCUGUACUCGACUGUCAUGCGGCGAAUGUCCACCGCUCCGACUCUGCACACGGCCUUGAACACGGAAGCAUCGGCCGCCCUCCUGGGGUCGGACUCGACCUUCAGCCAUCCGUUCAACGAGCUGCUGAUCUGGGCUGUGCUGAUGAAGCGGCAAAAGAUGGCCACCUUCAUGUGGCAGAACGGCGAGGAGGCCAUCGUCAGGGCCCUGGUCGCCUCCAAGCUCUACUGGGCCAUGGCGCACGAGGCCGCCCAGGACGACCUCGAAGCGGAUGCCUCGGAGGAGCUAAGACAUAACGCAAGAGAGUUCGAAAAGCUGGCGUUGGACCUGCUGGACUACUGCUACCGGCAAGACGAAGGCACCACGCUGCAGCUGCUGACGCACGAGCUCCAGAACUGGAGCAAGCAGACCUGCCUGGGGCUGGCCGUGGCCGCCAACCACAGCGGCUUCCUGGCGCACACGGCAAACCAGAUGCUUCUCGCAGAGCUCUGGAUGGGAGCCCUCCGGACUCGAAAGAACGUCAGCCUCAAGGUCAUAUUCGGCCUCCUUUUCCCACCGACGGUGCUCUGGCUGGAGUUUAAGUCCAAGGAAGAGCUCCAGCUGAUGCCCCAAACAGAAGAGGAACACUACCUGGACCUCCAGGACGACGAGGAGGACUCCAACCCUGACGUGGACGAUCCUCCGGGCGUCCUCAACCCUCCAGUCAUCAACCUCGACACGGACUCGCUCGGUGGACCCCUGGCUCGGAAAUGUUCGUCCGUCUUCAACCGCCUCGAGAACGGAAGUCUAUUUCCCAUGGACACCGACGCCGCUUAUCUCAAGAUAAGGACAAGAAAGCGACCCCUUCGUCUAGGGCGAAAGAUCUACGAAUUCUACGCUGCUCCGGUGACCAAGUUCUGGAGUCAUGCCAUUGCUUAUGGAAUCUUCCUUUGCUUCUUCACAUUCGUUGUUUUGGUAAAAAUGCGACCCGAACCAUCUUGGCAAGAAGUGUACGUGAUUGCAUAUAUUGUCACUCUCGCCGUUGAAAAGAUUCGAGAGGCGAUGAUGUCCGAGCCUGAAAACUUUACCCAGAAGAUUAUUGUGUGGGCCGUGAAAAAGUGGAAUCCCUGCGAUGUAGUUGUCAUCGUAGUCUUCCUGGUGGGCGUUGCUCUUCGCUUCACCCCUUCCAGUCACGCGGAGGGACGCUUACUCUACUGCCUCACCAUCAUGUACUGGUACAUUCGUCUGCUGGACAUUCUCAGUGUCAACAAGUACCUUGGUCCAUACGUCACCAUGAUUGGCAAAAUGGUGAUAAACAUGAUGUAUUUUGUGGUGCUUCUUCUGGUGAUUCUGAUGAGUUACGGCGUCGCUAGGCAAUCCAUUCUACACCCCCAGGAGACAGCGUCAUGGGGUCUAGUAAAAAAUAUAUUCUUCAUGCCGUACUGGAUGAUUUAUGGCGAAGUCUUCGCAGACAGCAUUGAUCCCGUGUGCAAGACGGACGGCAAACCGGGAGAAUACACCUGCCAGACGGGAAGCUGGAUUAAUCCGGCCAUCAUGGCGGUCUACCUCCUGGUCGCUAACAUUCUCCUGGUCAACCUGCUUAUCGCUGUCUUCAACAACAUCUUCAUCGAAGUCAACGCCAUUUCACAGCACGUGUGGAAGUCGCAGCGCUUCACCGUGGUCAUGGAGUACGAGCAGAAGCCCGUGCUUCCUCCGCCGCUGAUCGUGCUGUCGCACCUCCACCUGGCCGUCAAGUGCGGCUACCGCUGGUGGAAGGGAAAGAGCCGCACCUUCGACCACGGCCUCAAGCUCUUUCUGGACGAAUCGGACAUCGAGAGGAUCCACGACUUCGAGCAGGAGUGCGUCGAGGGAUACUUCCGCGAGAGCGAGGUCCGCAUGCAGAUGACCACCGAGAACAGGGUCCUCACCACCACCGAGAGAGUCGAUUCCAUGUCGCAACGGGUAGAGGACAUCCACCAAUGGGAGAUGAAGGCGAACGCAGCUAUACAGAGUCUCGACAUUCGACUAACGCAACUUGAAAGCCUCUCCGAACAAAUCUCCACGUCUCUCCAACGCUUCAUCGAGGCCCAAGACACCGACGACGAAGACGACGACAUAGACGGUACUCCUUCAGGCGACAGCGACGCGCAAGCCACUCCCUCGGGGCCUCACAGUCCUUCACCGCCGACUCCUCCUCCUCCCCCUCCUCCCGGGAUCCAAGCCCCGACCAUACCUCAACAAUCGAAGUCGGAUGAAGAACAAGGUAUAGUUCCUCCCACUGUGGUUGUGGAGCUCUCGGAGCCCGCACUCCCGCCGACCACGUCAGAACCCCUAGCGAGACAAGGAUCAGGACGCCGAAGAGGCACCUCUAUACGCCGCCGGAACCACCAACGCCUCAGCCGGCAGCUGACGCUCGCGACGAACGAAGUAUUCGACCAAGCUACAGUGAGACGAAAAAACCUUCAACGCUGGCAAAGUGUGUGCCAACCAGAGGUUGCAACCGGAACCGAUCCGCUUCUGCAACAGCCUGCCGCCAGGCCUAGCCGCCUGGAGCGCGGGAUGUCUUGUGUAAGCAGAUGGACCGAACCACGGCCUUCGUCUACGAGGGCUCCUUUCCUCUCGACGCUCCGUGGAGAGUACACGAGCAUCACCGACGAGCUGGAGAGUACGGCCUGUCUUCUGCCACCUCCAGAGAGCCCUACGUCACCGGCACCCACGCCAAUGGUCGCGGCCAUAGCAGCCGAGACAGAGAUCCUGAGAGAUGCAGAGGCGGCCGAUUACCAGAUGAUGGGUGGACUCAUUCAGAGGCGUCUACACGGAGAUGACCAGUCUCUAGAGGAACUCAGUGACUUCGGAGAUGACUCCGACGUCGAGGAAAUUGUUGGAUCCGGGUCUAGGCGGCUGAUGAUCCGAGUGACGCCUGCUCCUGAAGAGGGCAGGAGAGGCAGCUUCCCCACAGAAACGUCAUACGCCGUGGGUAGUCAAAAUCUUACAAUGCUGGCGUCGCAGCGAGUGUUUGGCAAACGCGACAGAGGACGACAAUUAGAUUGCAGAAAUUAG
Ixodes scapularis (black-legged tick) is the source of this 4617-nucleotide messenger RNA. It is a transcript of the gene Trpm, whose product is annotated as transient receptor potential cation channel trpm. Gene Ontology annotation, cellular component: membrane. Gene Ontology annotation, biological process: monoatomic cation transmembrane transport; protein tetramerization. NCBI's taxonomy places the organism in Eukaryota, Metazoa, Arthropoda, Arachnida, Ixodida, Ixodidae. The transcript is spliced from 23 exons. Bases 1 to 4617 code for a protein of 1538 amino acids. The record is from RefSeq and is a predicted model, not a curated record. Gene Ontology annotation, molecular function: monoatomic cation channel activity.